GAUUAUUGGCCACUGCACAGGCAAAGGCAAAGUCUUCACAGGAGAGAGAAUCAUAAAUUCAUAAUCCAUAUUAGGUGAUAAAGAAUUUAAAAAUCAGCCCCUUCGUUUGUUUAAGGAGUUGGAGCGGACAGUGCAGUGGCGGUCUGAGCUCGUCUCUGGUUUUGGAUAAAGGUGGAGACUUCGGGGUUUUUUUAAACUGUUUGUUUUCUGUUUUUCUGUUUGGUGAACGGGAAUUUUUUUUCCCGGAAAGUGCUGGCCAUGGGAAAAUCGUUCAAGGACUCUCUUAAAGCGCUUGAAGCAGAUAUUCAGCACGCCAAUACUGUGGCUUUAGAUUAUCCAAGGGAGAAAGAUGGAGCACGUCUCCAGAUGAGACUAUCCUACUGUCCGGUGGCAAACUUUUUUCUCUUUCUUGUCCAGUGGACUGACUGUCACCUUGCUGGGGCCCUUGGUUUGCUCAGAAUUCUUAUUUAUAUGACGUAUCCCGAUGGAAAGACCACCAUGUCAGUUUAUGAAAGGAAAGCCAGCAUUAGAGAAUUUUAUGGUGUGAUAUUUCCUUCUUUGCUGCAACUUCAAAGAGGCAUCACAGAUUUAGAGGAUAGGAAGCAGAAAGAGGUUUGCACUGUCAGAUACAAAAGAAAGGAGGAGUUGGACAAGGGAAAACUCUCUGAAAUUGACAUCGAAAGAGAAAAAGAGUGCGGAAUUUGCAUGGAGGUGAACAAAAAAGUUGUGUUACCUAACUGCAGUCAUACAUUGUGUUUGAAGUGUUACCGGGACUGGCGUGGGCGGUCUAAGUCGUGCCCCUUUUGUCGUGAUAGCCUCAAAAGAGUCAACUCAGGCGACCUUUGGAUCUACACUGAAAAAUGUGAUGUUAUUGAUUUAUCCACAAUAUUAAGAGAGGACCGCAAGAGACUUUUUAUGUACGUUGAAAGAUUGCCUCUUGUUGUUCCAGACCCUGCAUUUCUACCCUAUGAUUCUCAUGUUCGGUGAGACUCAUGUACAGCUUUUGGGAACUACUUGUAGAUAAAAAGCCUGAUUGUACUGUGUAAUUCGUAAUCUUUUAAAAUGUAAAUGCACUUUGGCCAUAGUUCUGAUUGCCUUAAGAGUAACUUGAAAAACUGGUUCUGCGUAAUAGCACAUGUUUCGUUCUUUCCUUUUGAAA
This is a messenger RNA of Prunus dulcis (almond), 1159 nucleotides long. RefSeq names its product E3 ubiquitin-protein ligase AIRP2. NCBI's taxonomy places the organism in Eukaryota, Viridiplantae, Streptophyta, Magnoliopsida, Rosales, Rosaceae. The transcript has 5 exons. Gene Ontology annotation, molecular function: ubiquitin protein ligase activity. The record is from RefSeq and is a predicted model, not a curated record. Gene Ontology annotation, biological process: protein ubiquitination. The coding region runs from base 259 to 987 and encodes 242 amino acids.